AUGCCAAGCUUUAUUAUUACCAUCAUCGCCAUAGCCAUACUCAGUGUCAUCGCGAUCCUACUUACGGCAUACGCAGGGCGAAGCAGAUCUGAGGUUGAAGCUCUGGCCAGGGACUGCGCAACUUUGCCGGAGUGGGUGGACAGAGACUUCGAGAAGGCUCUCCUGCCCCCAGCCCUACAGGUAGGUGAGAUGCUUCUGCAGUCGGGUGAACAGGAGAAAACGUCGGAGGACUACUCAUGGGCCUUCGGCCCUGCCGUUGCGGAGGAUGUCGGACCUGAUCGAAUUGCGCAGUCCGGACCCCCCCGCCCUGCUGUGGAGCUGGCUAUCUAUCAGGGCGCCGUGCAGCAGACGCUCGAGACCGGCGAGUGGCGAGGUCGCUACAGGCGGUUGCCUCAUGGAUGCUCGCAGCUCUUGGAAGGCUUGGUGUGCAAAGUUCUGAUUGCUGCCGACGCAGAUGUGGAGGCGGUUGACAAGGCCGAUAAAACCCCGCUGGCCUAUGCAGCAUCUCGCGGACACCGUGAAAUCGCCAAAUUGCUGCUUGACCAUGGGGCCGAGAUUGAGGAGAUUGAGCUCCUCCAUCAGACAGUCACACUUGCCGUGCUAGGCUUGCACACGGCCACCGUUGCCUUCGCCAGGGAGGAGUUGGAGGAGGCACAGCUUGCCUUAAUGGCCCGUGCUUGCUUGGCAGUUGUGAUCGCAUCCAGUGGCCUGGCUCUUGGGCUGGGCGAGACCUGUGUGGAGGAGCACAGCCUGAUGCAGCAGAAGUUGAAGGAAGCGGAAGCUCCCAAAGCUCCCAUCUCCUUCUUGCAAACCUGGCAGCUCACUAACGGCCAUUCCGCAUCCCACAGUUCCCACAGCCCGGAGAGCCUUGGGCAGCUCACGGAAGGACUCAAGAAGAUGGCGAAGAGCCGGAAGGAAGGCUCAAAGAUGGAUGAGUCCUCCUCAGGUGCCUUGGACGGGAUCCAAAGGCAGAUGGCCAGGAUCAAGAAUGACACCCUGGAUGACCACAACACAGCCAUCCAGCAGCUCAACACCCUCUACGAAGCCAUAAUCAGCUGCAAGGCCCCCUCGUCUUCAAAGCCACAGAGUGCCAAGGACAAGCUCGUAGCCCAGCACGACACCUGCAGAGUCGAGGAGGCCGCGGCCCGUGGAAUGCGAGAAGUUGCGCGGGUGGAGUAUGAGGCUCUCACAUCGCCCCCGCAGCCCUGCUUCGCGCAGUUCAACGACGGGAGUCUGGGGACCUUGCAACAUCACGACGUGAUGAUGGACUGCGCAGAGAAAAUUCGAUCUUGGGCCAACACUCUCCGGCAAUCGGGUCCCAAGAAGAAGUCGAACUACGAAAAAGCCGAUGUGAGGUACCUACAGAAACAGGUCAAGUGCAACAGCCUUCAGCGUCAGUUCGAGAGCAGCUUCUGCGCGUUGCAGACGAGCGUCGGGGACGGGUGUGAAAGUCUGCAGAACUGCUUCUCUGCGACCCUCAGCAGCUGGGAGAGCUUCAAGCCCGACUUCCAGACCAUGGGGGCCUCGCGCAAGGCGACUUUUGUGGCGGCCGAGAAAGUGAUUUGUUUGGCUACGGCCAUGAUGCAGACGCAGGUGCUGGACGAUGACAUCGCGCAAUGCGACAACCUGAAUGUGGACACAUCCUCCUUGGACAUGCCCCCCUUCCGCAAUGCACCGGUGCAGCCCGGAUGUGAUUUCUCCUCGGUGACUCCGGCGCCCUGCGACAGCGGCUUCGUAACUCAGUACUACACCUCUCAGGGAGCCGGUGGCGACGAGAUAUCCAUUGCGACCCGCAGCGCCCAGCUUGCCAAGCAUCGGGCCGCCUUAGCAGCAGAAGUGGUAAGCUGCCACUUGCUGCCGCCGUUGGCGCGAGCUGCCGAUCAGUUCGAUUUGCAGCCGCAGCUGGCACAUUUCCUGGCAUCCAUUCUUCAGGCGGAGCUCAUCGAGGAGCGCCCAGCUUGGGCCGAGAGCCCUGGGUUGGGGGCCGAGAUCGAGGCUGCCUUGGAUGCCGCACGUGGUGCGGCCGCCUCACUCGCCGAGGUUCUCGGUGAUGUUUGGCCAAGCUUCGUGGGAGCGCAGGUGCAGCCUGGACCAUCCCUCCGCGGCUUCCUCCACAAUGCCGCAGACAUCGCUUUCGCAUCGGACGUGGCGCUGGCGAUGGCCGGAGGUGAGAUAUGGGAGUCUGUCCUGCAGCUGCUCGAUGCAUCGAUUCAGACCUUGCAGAGCUCCGCUGGUGAUGAACAGGCGUCUUGGGCAGCCCUGGUCGCCGCGGCUGCAAAUGCAUUGAUCCUUCCCGGAGAGUCGGCUGCUGCCAACCUGGAAGCCGCCCUUGGCGGCCUGGGCGCCACCCGCGAGGUAGCCCGGCUGCUGCGCACCUGGCCUCGGCCCAUCCGCCUCGACGCGAAGCAGCGAUGGAUGCAAUUCUUGGAGCCCUGUGCGCCACCGGUCCCGCCUCUGCCACCAGCGCCGGCGCGCGCCGCUGCAGGCUCGUCUGCUUCUGCACUGCAGAGUGGAGGCUUGCGCCAGAUGCUGCAAGACGCUCCGCGUGAGUUGCGCUGUGCGCUGGAUGGGAGGCUGAUGAUGGAUCCGGUGAGGGCCCCGAUCGGCUUCUUGUACGAGCGAAGUGUACUUGCCGAGCACCUGGCCCGAAGCGGUGGCUUGUGCCCACUGACAGGGAAAGCGCUUACCCUGGAGAGUUGCCCUCGCGACGCAGAGACGCGACGCAAGGUGCAGCGAUGGAUUCGUGAGCACAAGGCUUCCACGGCGCCCUCACGGCGUCGUGUCAAGUUGUCGAAGCCAGCGGCGCAGGAAGACACAGCGCCCAACUACAGCACCUUCUUCGGCGAGUAG
Molecule: messenger RNA, 2850 nt
Organism: Symbiodinium necroappetens
Lineage: Eukaryota; Dinophyceae; Suessiales; Symbiodiniaceae
Source: the annotation of a GenBank genome assembly